ACUUUACCAUCCUCUUUUUCACUAUAUAUACACCUAAUUGCUGUGCUUGUUUGAAAUGGCAUUGAUUAGAGCUUUCUCUCCAUCUUGAUCUAAACUUUGCUAUCUCCUCUUCCACAGAAGAAAACCAUCCUGCUUAAUUAGGUGCUCCAGCGACACGAUUCAAUGGCGAGCCCCAGCACUAGGAUCGAUGGUGGACGUGACAAGGACAGUGAUAAUUCUGGAUCCAUGAGAGAAAAGUUAUCCGUGUUGAUUGUGGAUGAUGACGUGCUCGAGUGUAGAGUACAUGAGAUGCUUGUUAGCGAGCUCAAAGUAGCAAAAGAAGUCCAGACUGAAAUGGCCACAAAUAAGGAGGCCUUGGAUCUUCACCUUUCUGGUCCAUCUUUUGAUAUUAUCCUCAUGGACAUUGAUUCGCCCAUCAUGGAUGGCCCUGAAGUGACGGAGAAGCUGCGAGCGAAUGGAGUGAAGAGCAUGAUCGUGGGAUUGACUUCGCAGAACGCCGAAGCGGACAAGGCAGCUUUCAUGGCGACGGGUCUGGAUGAGUGCCUUGAGAAGCCAUUGACUGUUGAGAAGAUCAAGUCUCUUGUUGAAACCCUAGAGAAGGACAACUAGAGAUGUGAGCACCAGCUUAUACCUAAAGGAGGAAUAAUGAGUGAUCAUGCGAAAUAUAGAGUUAUAGGGUUCAUAUAGUUAUUUUGAUUAUAUAGAUCUAUGACUGAGCAUGGUACAUGAGUUUUGUAACUAUGCAAGUCAUUUGCUGACUAUAUUACUGCUUAUUAAUCAAGGGAAGUUAUGAAAAUUAUAAGUGUUUAUGCUC
Syzygium oleosum is the source of this 814-nucleotide messenger RNA. Its product is annotated as two-component response regulator 24-like. Bases 163 to 609 code for a protein of 148 amino acids. Lineage: Eukaryota; Viridiplantae; Streptophyta; Magnoliopsida; Myrtales; Myrtaceae. Gene Ontology annotation, biological process: phosphorelay signal transduction system. The record is from RefSeq and is a predicted model, not a curated record. The transcript is spliced from 3 exons.